UCGUACUGGUGAUCCUUUCCACAACUAGCCACUCAGCCAUGUAACCCCGCCCCCGGCAGUCACGGGUUCUCUGGGUCAUGACUGAAGGGGCUGGCUCGGACGCAUCCCUCUAAAGCCUUCCUUGUACACUUAGCACUAGAUGGAGCGCCCUUCAUAGUACCAGGGAAUAUGUUGUGAGGAGACGUAAUACAAGCUGUAGCGUAAGCUGCGCUCCGCUACUCCAAGCCUGUCAUUCAGAAGGGCUAGUUCCGGUGUAGUGAAGAAAACUGUGGAUUGGACCCGCCUCCUCUCCUUCCUUCCUCUCACGUCACUGGAAGCUGCCGCUUGUGUCAUCUUUCUGUUACCCGCGAGAUAGUUUUUCCAGCGUGUGUGGCGGGAACGCAGACACGACAAUAUGUUUCCUUCUCCCCGAGCUCAAGCUGUGGCUACAGCCCGGAGACCCCUUGGCGUUCGCGGUCCUGCUGGAAGGAAAAGCCUGGUCCCGCCCGGCAGCUCUUCUCCCUUGGCGAGUUUUUCGCCCUCUGGGCGGAGGGUCACAAUUGGUGGUGUACGGUCCACGCCUUCAAGAGUUGUCCUUCAUCCAUGUGCUGUCGAAACUGUCAAUUACAAUGUUCAGUUAUUUGGUUCAACCCUACCAGUUAAAGUCAUGGAAGCUUUAACCAGUGUCCAUGUCGAUGAUACUCUAAUGGUGAAGAUUCAUGAACUUGGAUGGGCCUGGUUGGUAUGCAGUGAUCAUAUUAUAAUUUGGAAAAUUAGCCAGUCUUCGUCUGCAAAGUCUAUGUCUUGUAAAGAACUACAACUCCCACCAAGUGAUUUUCCUUGGUCUGCAGAUCUUGUAGACAUAUCAACUGCUGGUGAUGCGGCAACUACACAAUUAGUUGCAGUUAUGGCAGCUACUGGUGAAGGAUUAGUCCGUUACUGGCCAAAUCUCGCACAUGAAGACUUUUACACAGAAGCUUGUGUUGAAUUUGGAGCUUCCGUUUGUUCAUUUUUAACUGCUGUGAAGGCGGGCAGUUUUAUAUUGUCGUCUUCAAAAAACCAACAUGUCCGGUUAAUGCCAGAUGGUUCUGGAAAGAUCUACCAACGAUUCUUGCAGCAAGGUCAAGGAAUGCUGUCAGGAAUUGGCCGUAGAGUAUCCACUCUCUUUGGUAUUUUAUCUCCUCCAGUAGAGUCCUCACUGCUUAGUGUGCUAUGGGACAACGGAGACUGCUUUUAUACUCUUACCAACAAUAACAUAACUAAGUGGGAUAUGGAUGAUAACUCAGAAUAUCAUGUUCUCAGUUGGGACAUGACCCGUGUGCUGAAAGAUGACAUUUCUGAUGCCAUUUGGGGUUCUGAAAGUAAUUAUGAAGAAAUUAAAGAGAGAAUCUGCAUUGCUUAUUUGGAUUUAAAACAAAACAGUGAUGGAUUGGUCAUAUUGGCUGCUGCUUGGCAUUCUGGCGAUAUUCCUUGUAUGAGCUAUUACACUGUUAUAACAGUAAAGGAUGAAGGCUACAACUUUUCUGAUGAAAUUAAUGUUGAAGUCACUCAACUCGGCACUCCUUUUCAGUCUGAAGAUAAGCUGCAUGCCCAACUUGUGAUCCCAAACUUUACUAGCAAUGUCACUUGCAUAUAUACUAAGGAUAUGGUGUUUGCCUGUUCUACGGGGACAAGGCGAGCCAAUAUGCCACAGGAGAAAAUCUCUUUUGAAGCUCAAGGAGAUCACAUUAUUGGAGCUGGGUCCUGUGCAGAUCUGCCAGUCUUUUUUACAAGAAACGGUGGCCUUCUAGCUGUUGUUCCUCGUGAAAGUGUAUCUAUGUUGCCAGAAGAUGUUGAAGAUUCUCUGUCCUCUUCAUUAAUUAGAACUAGUAAUCAGGCUACAUCUAUGGAGCCAUCUACAAGCGGAGGGACUAUACCACAUGAUGAUAAAACUAAACUCUUGAAGGCUGCAUUUUUACAGUAUUGUAGAAAGGAUAUAGUUGGAGCUCAGUGCAUGGUGGACAGCUUGUUCUCUGCUGAAACAGAUAUCGAAACUGACAAUGAACUGGACCAGGCAGUGACCCAAAUAAGUAUGGACUUGGUGGAUGACUAUCCAGCUUCUGACCCUAGAUGGGCCGAAUCUGUGCCAGAUGAGGCAGCUGGUUUGACCAAUACAUCCCUCAUUCUUUUGCAUCAGCUGGAGGAUAAAAUGAAAGCACACUCCUUUUUCUUGGAUUUUCUUCAUCAGGUUGGGCUAUUUGAUCGUUUGAGCACUUUUCAAGUAAGAGGAUCUACCAUGGCAACUCGUCUAUUGCUUUGUGAACAUGCAGAGAAACUAUCCGCUGCAAUAAUUCUCAAGAACCACCACACUAAGCUUCCGGAAUUGGUUAACUCUGCUAUACAGCUUGCCCUGAACAAGAGGAUGUGCUCAGUCCCCCACAAUCUUACUGCUGCUGAUGUUUACUUUAGAGAGGUAUCACAAAUGGAUGUAAUCUUUGAAUGCCUUGUUGACAAAGAGGAGUCGGAUUUGCAAUCUACAGUAAUGGAUUCUAUUGAAUGGGCUAAUAUAGUUGUUGAUGUAAACACAAUAUUGAAGGAUAUGUUGCAUGCAGCCUUUCAGUACAGACAAAAUAAAGCUGCUCUCUAUAAAAGUGAAUGCACAGAAAAAGAACCAGAAUAUAUUCCCUGGACCGCUUCUAAUUGUAUCCGUACAGUGAUUAUACGUCAGCAUACCGUAAUUCUGAAGAAAGUCUAUCCUCAAGCUGACUCCAGACUACGCAGUGACCUAAUUGAACAGCUGGUGGCACUCUUAAAUUAUUUCCUUGAUGAUUAUGUCUCUCAGUUAAAAUCUGUGGAUCGUCCAAUUGAUCAAGAAAGAUAUAGCAUUCUAGAAACAGAAUAUGCACAGAAAAGAUCCAUGGUCUUGUUACCAUUUUUGGCUCUUGGUCAGCAUCAGUGGGCUUCUAGUCUUGCUGAGAAAUUCUGUGAUUUUGAUAUCCUGGUGCAAAUAUGUGAGAUCACAGACAAUCAAAACAGACUUCAGCGUUACAUGGCUCAGUUUGCAGAUCAGAAUUUUUCUGAUUUCUUAUUUCGCUGGUAUUUGGAAAAAGGAAAACGUGGAAAGCUUUUAUCACAACCAGUUUCUCAGCACGGACAGCUGGCUUCUUUCUUACAAGCUCACGAGCAUCUUAGCUGGUUACAUGAAAUCAACAGUCAAGACUUUGAAAAGGCACACACAACACUGCAAACUCUGGCAAACAUGGAAACUCGCUAUUUUUGCAAAAAGAAAACAUUGUUGGGCUUGAGUAAAUUGGCUGCAUUAGCAUCUGAUUUUCAUGAAGAUACACUGCAGGAUAAAAUGGAAGAAAUUUCAAACCAGGAACGUUUUCUUCUUUACCAAGAGACAUUGCCGAAACAGCUUUUGGAAGACAAAAGAUGGGACUUGAAUGUACUGCCUGUAUUAUCCCCAUUAAACCUGAUCAAGCUAUACAUAAGUGAGGAGAAUAGAAGGGCAAAUGAAUAUGAUUUCAAGAAAGCUCUUGAUCUACUGGAGUAUAUUACUGAGGAUGAGGUGGUGGAUAUAGAAGAGCUAAAGCUAGAUAUACUUUGCAAAGCUAUUAAAAGAGACACAUGGUCUAGCCUAGAUGGGAAGGAUGACCCAAUAGAAGCAAGUAAAGACACCAUUUUCGUUAAAGUGCUUCAGAAAUUAGUAAAUGAAGGUAAAGGCCUGAAGCAUUACUUACCAGAUGUAAAUCUGCUGCUUCAAUCAGAUGAACUUGACAUCUUACAAGCCGAUCGCUGCUUUGAGUUUGUUCUAAAAGCAAACUAUGAAUAUUUUUUAAAACAACUUGAGUAAUUGAUUUGUAGAUUAUGCCGUUUUAUACACAUUUCUUUUUUUGGGUUAAAUAAAAUGUGCCAUUUGUAAUAUUGUCUUCUCUACGUAAACUAUAACUAUAUUGCAAAUCAUUGAACAGCAUGUCGUUUUUUUUUUGUUUUUUUUUGGAAUAAAAAUAGUGAGGGAAUGUAGUGGGGUGUUUAGCUUCAUCUGGUUUCCUUAACAUGGAUUACAUUCUUUGUGAGGUGCUUCAUAAGCCGGGAAUUCCUUCACUGAUCAUUAAUCUGAUCUGCAUUUCUCCUGGGCACACAAGACUGAUUUUUAUGGAUUAUGAUCUUGCUGUGUACACUAUUUUGUACUACACAAAACCAAUCACUAACAAGUCACCAAAAAUCUAAUAAAAAUCUGAAGAUCUUUCUUGCUA
Messenger RNA from Hyla sarda, 4217 nucleotides. RefSeq names its product nucleoporin 133 (gene NUP133). Gene Ontology annotation, biological process: transcription-dependent tethering of RNA polymerase II gene DNA at nuclear periphery; protein import into nucleus; poly(A)+ mRNA export from nucleus. The record is from RefSeq and is a predicted model, not a curated record. Gene Ontology annotation, cellular component: nuclear pore outer ring. NCBI's taxonomy places the organism in Eukaryota, Metazoa, Chordata, Amphibia, Anura, Hylidae. The transcript is spliced from 26 exons. Gene Ontology annotation, molecular function: protein binding; structural constituent of nuclear pore. Bases 395 to 3814 code for a protein of 1139 amino acids.